CAUCUUGCCAUUCCUUCCCUUUUUUUAAAUUUGUGCGUAAAAAUCUGCAAAAUAAAAAAAAAAAAUGAAAUUGGCCGUUAUCGUAUUGGUUUGCUGUGCCAUGAUUGGUCAGAUCGAGUCACAGGGUACUGGUAACAGGCCUAGUUUCAUUCAAACCUUUUUCGCACCUAUCGGACAAUUCUUCAGUAUCUUCAGAAGGCCAACUAGACCAGGUGUCCAGGCAGAGGCUUCCAUUCAAGGACAAUCUGACACUUCGUCUUCUUUCGUCGAUCCUCAGCAGUUGCAAGAAUCUUUGAAUAGCAUCCAACAGGUACAGGCUGAACCUGUCCUCCAGACGCAAUUCGUCACUGAAGUGAUGACAGUGUUCUCCACCAUUCCGAGCCUGGAACGAGUCACCAGUAUCGAAACUGUCGUCGAAAUGACGACUGAAACUGUUUUCGAAACCGUCAAAAUGACUCAAUUCAAAACUGAGCAUGUCACCAUGACCCACACAACAGGAGUUUGUUCCACGGCGAGUCCAUCAUCAAAGGCUGCCUCAUCUUCUUCCAGCAGUAAAGUGGUGGAGAAAUCAGCCGUCACUCCAUCUGCAGUGUCAACUUCGGCUGCUGUACAACCUACCAAGAAAGCUCGCUUGGCGCCCUACGUCGUCAAACGGGCCGUCGAAAUUGAGGCAUCAUCACUGUAAAAGAAA
Molecule: messenger RNA, 691 nt
Organism: Daphnia carinata
Lineage: Eukaryota; Metazoa; Arthropoda; Branchiopoda; Diplostraca; Daphniidae
Exons: 2
Coding region: 65-685 (206 amino acids)
Source: RefSeq, a predicted model, not a curated record